This is a messenger RNA of Papilio xuthus (Asian swallowtail), 2208 nucleotides long. It is a transcript of the gene ebo, whose product is annotated as exportin ellipsoid body open. NCBI's taxonomy places the organism in Eukaryota, Metazoa, Arthropoda, Insecta, Lepidoptera, Papilionidae. The record is from RefSeq and is a predicted model, not a curated record. Gene Ontology annotation, molecular function: nuclear export signal receptor activity; small GTPase binding. Gene Ontology annotation, biological process: protein export from nucleus. Bases 184 to 2208 code for a protein of 674 amino acids. The transcript is spliced from 14 exons.
AAAAAAAAAAGUUGAAAUUCUGUCAGGUUACUUCGGUUUGCAUUUGAUUUUUCAAUCGCAUUUAUUAAUUUGAGACAUAUAAGCCAAAAGGAAAUAGUAAUUGUAACAGUUACUUUCUACAGCAUAGAUUAAAGUCUGUCUGUAUAACUAUGUAAUUUAUAAUUUGAGCAGAUACAUACUAUCAUGGAUAAUUUUGGGGUCGAUGAGGCAUUAGCCUCAUUAGAGAUGUUGAUGUGUGAAUUUUUCGCACCAUCUACAAAUAAUUUUCGGAAAAGAGAGAUAGAGAGCAUGCUUGAAAAUUUUUCCAAUGGAAGGGGUUCUUGGAAACAUUGCUUGUUAUUCCUCCAGAAGUCUCAGAACCAAUAUGUGCAAAUGUUUAUUUUAACUACUUUGGAGAAUAUAAUAAACAAACUAUGGAUCAGUCUGGCGGAGAAUGAAAGAACAGAAAUAAGGUUGACACUAUGGAAUGAACUAAUGGCUAAGCAUGAAGUGAUGCUGUACUUUAUCAGGAACAAACUAGCUUCUCUGAUGAUUGCAAUUGCUCGAUAUGAUUGGCCCCAUGAGUAUCCUGACUUCUUUAGCAAUAUUGUUGAGCUGUUAAGAAGUGAUGGUCACCGUUGCCUGCUGGGUUUAAUCCUGGCGCAAACAGCGAGUGAGGAGCUAGGCGCGGCACGUGACACUGGUGUGCUGUUGCCCUCAAACCGUCGUACGCAAUUAGAGCGACUAAUGCUUAAGGGAAUGCCACAAAUGCUAUCAGCUCUUAGCGAUAUACUGGAAAAGAAUGCGCAAAAGGAAGGCCAGUCAAAUCCUCCACCAUCACCCACCAGUGGUUUUCCACAAACAUCUGCAUUGCCUGAUUUAUUGGCUAAUGCACAUGAUGUAUGUGCUUCUGACAAAGCUCUAAAUAUGGAAGUAGUUGUAAAAUGUUUGACAACAUUACAACAUUUAUUCUCGUGGCUGCCGCUAUCGUCUCACGUACCAGCUUCACUGGUUACAACAGUGUUUUAUUGGGGCAGUAUCGCAACACAGACCCAAAGUGGAGAGGCAGCGCUGGCGGGUCUAGGCGGGGUGUGUGAACUGCUGUACCGACGGUAUGCGCCGCCAUCCUCCGCGGCGACCGCGCUGCGUCUGCACCACUGCUCACUGCGGCUGCUGCGACAUCUGACGCACGCCUCCCAUCACUCACUAUACCAGGCGCAUCAUGACUAUUUAAACAAAUUAGCGGAAUUCCUGAAGCUUUUUGUCUCAUUACACUUCAAGAGGCUGGAGGCUGAGCCCGAGUUUGAUGCUAUUGAAUUUUUGUCUUACUUAUUCCAGUAUACAUUCCAGGUUCCCACUUGUACUAUUUUUGUUAACUGCUUAGAUAUAUGGAUACAAUUUAUUGACAUUUUAAAACCCGAGGACACUGCCAAAUAUUGGGAAGCUCUCCAAGCGCUUGUGAACGGCGUGCUCAACAAAAUACAAUUCCAGCACAACAAGGCUCAACUGCAACAAGGGGAGAGUGAAGCGAGCUUAGAGCGUCUAGUUGAGUGCGUACGUCUGGGCGUAGAGGCGGGUGGUGGCGGCGUGCGCGUGCGCGCUGUGCUCGAGCUGCUGCAUCACCACGUGCUGCCGCGCGCGCAGCCGCACGCGCCCGGACUCGCGCGAGCCGCCCACCGUCUGCUCGCCAGCGUACUGUUGUACCGGUGGCGCUACUUCUUCCCGCACAAGUGCGAGGAGGAGGAGGGCGCGCGGCGCACGGGCGAGCUGCGCGGUGCGCUGGCGGCGCUCGGGCGCGCGCUGCUCGCUGACGACAUCGAUCUGCUGCGCACCGCCCUCACCGCGCUAGACCUGCUCAACACCAAGUGGAAACUAUAUCAUAAGGUGAUAUUCCGGUCAGAGUUCCUGGGUGAGUUUCUUUCGGUGCUGCUGUCGGGUAUAUGCGGUGUGGGCGCGGGGUGCGGGGCGCGUGCGCUGGUGCGGGAGGAGGCGGUGUCGGCUGCGCACGCGAUGGCCUGCGUAGACUUCGCAGCAUUCCGUCACGCCUUCCUGCCCGCCUUCCUGCGCUCGCUGCCCGGACUCGCGCCACACCACGCCACUCUGCUCAACAGCUUUCCCUCAGAUACUGAUCUGCCAUCGUUCACACAGAACAUACAGCGACUGAUGAACGACGUGAACUGCUAUCAGGCCUACCAGUCGCUUGCAGAAAACAACAACAUGCUCGCCUGA